AUGUCCCAAAACGCCUCACAAAGCUCCCUGGGAGCACCUGCAGAGAUCGUGCCUUCAACCCCACUCCGCCGGGCCACUUUGUCCCCGUCGCCAGAGCUGAGUGAUAUGGCAAAGCGUCCAUCGUCUCAGUCGGAUAAGAAGUUCCUUUCACCCCCGCCGUUGUCGUCAUCAGAUAUGACGCCUCCACCCUCAUCUCAGAUCCCAGGGGCCCCGCUGCGUUCUCGCUCACACUCGCGCUCCUUGAGCCCUGCGUUCGUGAAACCAACCGAUAUGGACAAGUCGUUGUGCGAUGCCUACGGCGCCUCCGAGAACCUGCCCACCGUGGAGGAAAUCGACAACGCCAGCGAGACCCAACUGCGCACUAUUGCUAAGGACCUUUUAGCCGUGGCCCGAGAUUCGCGCAUGUCUGCGCUGCACUUCAAACUGCAGAACAGCUUGGUCUCUUUCGCUAGCAAUGAAGCCGUCAAGCGUGCCGAGGUGGAGCAUCAGCUCGCCAAGCGUGAAGUUGAGAUUAUCCAGAGCGCCGAGUACCGCAGUCGCUCGCGCCCCGCGGAACCCACCACGCCCAAGCAACCCCAGUCGGCCCUGAACUCCGAUUAUCUCUCGGCUGUUCAGCGCUCGCAGGAACUAGAAGAACUCAAUGCCGUUCUAGACCGAAGACUUCGAAAGGCGAAGCGCGCCAUCGAUGAAGCUACUAGUCGGUCUAUGGACCUUGAGGAGCAGAACCUCAUGCUCAAGCGCCGCAUUGGUGACAACCGCAAGCACUUUUCUCAGAUCUUCAAUUACGGCAGUAUGUCGCCGGGCACUCAGAAUGAUAUACACAAUAUCUGCCAUGGUGAACACGCAGACGGUCUUGCCGCUCUUCUCUACGCCGAUAAACUCACCAAUCAAACGCACGCUUAUGGUGCCCACUCUGCAACCUCCGUCCCCGUCACCCCGAACCACUCGAAGAGCCAGUACCUCACACCAAUUGGGCAUCCAAGAGAGGACCACUAUGAUACCGACAGCACCGUAUCCCUCUCAGCCUCGGAGGCCGCAGAAGAGUCUCUGGGCUCCCCGCACCACAUGCGCUCCACUGUCCCAAAGAGCAGCACAUUGCUUCAGACAAAGUUGUUUGGCCAGGUGCAGAAACCCGGUGUGGAGCGAUCUCGUGCUGGCAAGCGCAAGGCAGCCAGUGAUGCGAACGUUGCCGCCGUGAAGAAGUCCAGAACUACGAAUGGUAUUGGCCUGGGCAUCAAUGCUUGA
Penicillium concentricum is the source of this 1245-nucleotide messenger RNA. RefSeq lists its product as uncharacterized. The transcript has a single exon. The coding region runs from base 1 to 1245 and encodes 414 amino acids. The record is from RefSeq and is a predicted model, not a curated record. NCBI's taxonomy places the organism in Eukaryota, Fungi, Ascomycota, Eurotiomycetes, Eurotiales, Aspergillaceae.